CUUACCCAUGCCUUUGUGUGUGCAGUCCAUUCGCCACGAUGAAGUCAUCCCAGGGGGCAAGGGGUGUGAGGAAGGCGAGAAGUUCCAGACCAGCCGCCACAGUGUCUUCUCGGGGGCAGCCGGCGUGUUCCGGAGGGGUUGUGCAGAAGAGGAAGCCACCGGAGUAUGACGUCGUUUCUAACAAACGGGGAGAGGAAGAUCUUCCCCWAUCGGGAGAAGGAGAUGACGAAGAAGUUAUCGAAGAAGAAGGAGAGUACGACGAAGCAGGAGGCGCAGGAGAGGAAGACGAAGGAGAGCAAGAGGAAGAGCAAGAGGAAGAAGAAGGCGCAGGAGAGGAAGAAGUAGAAGAUGACRAAGAAGCCGAAGAAGAAGAAGAAGGAGAGGACGAGGAAGGAGGAGAAGAAGAUCCAAUGGAGGAGGACGGUAGUUGGCAAAAAGAGUUUAUGAAGUCGAGGCAUGUUCGCACCGACUUCAAGUUCUUCUUUUGGGUCGUGUACAUCACAACCGGACUUUUUGAUUUUUGGCUGCCGAAUUUGGACGAGAAACUUCUUCCUUUCAAGUGCGCAAAGGAAGAAAAAGAAUCUCAAACUCCAAUGACCACGGCGACCACGAGGGGUGGCUCGAAAGCGAGGUCGCAGCGCCGCAAUGUGGUUUCUCYUGCUACCAUUGUUGAGUCUUCUAGUGGUUUGGAAAGGGGAUCGGGCACAAAGAAGAUUGCUACGAAGAAAGGAGUCACAUCUGGUCCGAAAGGGGAGGGGAAGGCGAGGGAAGAGGAGCUCCAGGUUCCCCAAGGUUUUGUGUCGAGCGAGCGCACAGAGGAUUUGACGAAAACUUGGGAGGAGCUGAAGAGUUUGAAGGAGAAGAAACUCACGUAUGAGUUUUUCUACCUUCCAAUGAGUUGCUUGAAGAGGUUACCCCUUGUGAAUGGGAAAAGACCAUUGGAGGUGCGAGAGMCGGACAACGAUCAUGUGCAGUCCAUCAUGGACUCCAUGCUGAAGCACUCCACAGGMGAUCAUCUUCCCUUCGUCGGCCUCGUCGACCCUGCCCAAGCCAGGCGCAAAGAAAACGUGAAUUUGGCRAGGUUGAGAGCUUGCGACUACGACAUURUGCUUGGUGGCAACCAUAGUCGGGAGGUGAGGGAGCAGUUAGCACACAUGAACCCCGACAACGAGGACUACAAGUACAAUGUCUGCUACGUUUACGUUGGCCUUACGCUUGACGAGGCGAGGCAGGUUGCCCACAUGCAUAACCUURCGGCGGGCUACCACCGGGAUUACAGCUUCAUCGAGAAGCUCAGGUGUUGGCGUCAAGUCUUCGACCGCAUGGGGUGCGUCGAGUCGCAGGAAGUAAGACUCUCUUGCCUAAAAGAAGCAAUGAUUACGAACGCGGUUAAGAAAUUGAAUGCCCAAGACCCGUUGCUGCAGAGUGCUUUCAAACCCAAAGAAAUUUGGGAGCUCAUGUGCAAGAUCAUGAACAUGUGGCAGAAGGGUGAGGUCAAAGGCCAAAAACUGAAGCCGGCAGCGAAGAGCAUCUUGAAACCGGACCAGGAUUUGGAAUCGAGCGAGUCGAAGGACACGAAAAAAAAAACAGCGUGGGAAGAGGCUCGAAAGGGCAACUGUGAAGGAGCAAGAAAUGACCCUUCUGUAUCCUCGGGUGCAAAUGCAGGUGGCGUGGGUGCUGCUGACUUCAAGGAGGCCGAGAGACAGUUUCCUCUCCACACGAAGAAAGAACUUUUGGAGAAGUUCGCCGGUGGCGUCAGGAGGGGUCAGAUGAGUAUCCCCGCACUGGAUAGCCAUAUUAAACGGGCUUUGGAAUGGAUGAACAAGGAGAGGAGACUUCAAGCAAAGGAGGCUCUUCAUGCGUUCCGUUCGAAACCUCUCAUUGAACCUUUCGUCGACUGGAGGGAGGUGGCACACGAGAACACCUCGUCGGAAGUGAAGAUUAUCAACGGCGACAUGCGGUUUCUGUCGAAGAUGCAGACAGAGAAGCUGCCGAUAUCUCUGGCUAUUUCCGAUUUUCCUUACGGCUUCGCUCACGAGGGACAUGCAUCUGAUCACGAGCCGUUUCCGGAGUCGGACGUCGUGGAGGUUCUUCACAAUCUGAAGGACGUCUCCAGUGCCCCCCUGUGGACAGUUGUGGGAUUCUCCUCGGUGGACAUGCUUCCUUCCAUUCGCUCCGCCUUCCCGGAAGUUUGCAAUGCAGGGCAGAAGCUUUUGACUUGGUGCAAGCCUAAUGUAACGAAUCCUGAUGGACCCCGGCUUGUGAGUGCCACGAAAUUCUGCGUGCUGGGGUAUUACAGCGAGACUGGGCAGCGCGAGAUGACGCACUAUAAUUUUGAUCCCACGGAUCCGCGUCACAAUUUCCAGCUCUUCAAUGAUGUGACGCAGAAGUAUCAACACCCUGGUGGUGGUGUCCUCUGCCCAUACCAGAAGCGCUACGCUUUGUACUCGUGGCUAGUGAACAAGUUUUCUCCUGUUGGGGCCUGCAUUCUGAACAGUUUCUCCGGUUUUGGCACAGGCGUCAUUGUGUGUGUCAAGGCGAAUCGGAAUUGUCUCGUGGUGGAGAUAAACACCAAGUGCGCUAAGGGCAUCGCCACAAGGCUUUUGACCGACAUCGGCGGCACACGCGUGAAACGCCAAAGAGGAAGCAAAAGGCAUCGCAAGGCAGCCCACCCUCGAAGUUGUCUAGGGACGCGAAGUCUGCCGAAAAUGAGCUUGGCGUCGACGGAGACACGGACACUGCUGCAGGAGUGGCUCAGAUCGUCGGGUCAUCUACUGAGCCUGUUGAACAUGCUGCCGGGCAGGCCGGUGAGCAGCCACCUGUUUCUGGUGAGUCUGCUUCCGUGCCUAUCCCUGAUGUUGUUCCCGACGCUGGACCCGAGGCUGAGACGCAACCUGCGGCCGAGGCUGUUCCCGCUUCUACAAAUGUUUAGCAGACUGUCCUGAGCCUGUCUCUUAUACACAUUAUCCCUGAUGUUGUUCCCGACGCUGGACCCGAGGCUGAGACGCAACCUGCG
Messenger RNA from Chara braunii, 3016 nucleotides. NCBI's taxonomy places the organism in Eukaryota, Viridiplantae, Streptophyta, Charophyceae, Charales, Characeae. The record is from the annotation of a GenBank genome assembly.